AUGUUCCAUCUCGCGAGGGGUCUUUACAACAAUUGGAAUCGUAAGGAACAAUAUUCGAUCUUAAUUUUGGGAUUAGACAAUGCAGGUAAGACAACUUUCUUGGAGACUCUAAAACAACAGUAUUCACUACACUCCAAAGAUUUAGAUAAAAUCACACCAACGGUUGGACAAAAUGUGGCUCAAAUCAACGUUUCCAAAACGUGUACACUAAAAUUAUGGGACGUUGGUGGUCAAGAAACUUUGAGAUCGAUGUGGUCAGAAUACUACCCACAAUGUCAUGGCAUAAUAUUCGUUGUUGAUAGCACAGACAGGUCACGUAUCGAUGAAUGCAGUGAUACUUUAAGAUCUGUAGUUAUGGAUGAAGAAGUAGAGGGUGUUCCUGUACUGAUGUUAGCUAAUAAGCAAGAUAGACCCGAUAGUCUUGAAGUACAAGAUAUUAAGCAAAUCUUUAACAGGAUUGCAGAACACUUGGGAGCAAGAGAUAGCAGAGUCCUCCCGAUUAGUGCAUUGACGGGUGAAGGUGUUCGUGAUACUGCAGAAUGGUUACUAGUUAGGCUUCAAAGAAACAAGGCAAAUAGACCACCAGUCUACAAAUGA
Messenger RNA from Zygosaccharomyces rouxii, 597 nucleotides. RefSeq names its product Arf family GTPase ARL3 (gene ARL3). Lineage: Eukaryota; Fungi; Ascomycota; Saccharomycetes; Saccharomycetales; Saccharomycetaceae. Gene Ontology annotation, molecular function: GTPase activity; GTP binding. The transcript has a single exon. The record is from RefSeq and is a predicted model, not a curated record. Gene Ontology annotation, biological process: intracellular protein transport; Golgi to plasma membrane protein transport; protein localization to organelle. The coding region runs from base 1 to 597 and encodes 198 amino acids. Gene Ontology annotation, cellular component: Golgi apparatus.